Melanotaenia boesemani (Boeseman's rainbowfish) is the source of this 5906-nucleotide messenger RNA. RefSeq names its product LIF receptor subunit alpha a (gene lifra). The record is from RefSeq and is a predicted model, not a curated record. Gene Ontology annotation, biological process: cytokine-mediated signaling pathway. Lineage: Eukaryota; Metazoa; Chordata; Actinopteri; Atheriniformes; Melanotaeniidae. The transcript has 18 exons. Gene Ontology annotation, cellular component: external side of plasma membrane. Gene Ontology annotation, molecular function: cytokine receptor activity; protein binding. The coding region runs from base 254 to 3181 and encodes 975 amino acids.
CAGCCUACUCGGGAGAGACGUCGGGAAUGGUCAUUUUGUACUGCGGGAUCGUGAAGGUGCUUGGUAACUUUCUAUCACGUUUUCAGUCACCUGUACCUACGGGAUCUAUUAUCUGAAACAGCAUUGACAACGAUUUCGUCCUACCUUAGAGGGCUCAUCUGUCUACAUCUUGCUUCUCGGGAUGUCUAGCACAGUGUCGCUGUAGCUGAGAGGACCAUCACGUUAACAUCAGUAACUCAGCCAGUUGACAGUCAUGCGUUGCUCGAGCAUCAGUCCUGCCUCAAAGCCAAACUGUAGGCUCUGGCUCAUCUGUGUUCUCAGCAUUUGGGCUUUAAACGCUGAUGCUAAGAUUGUUCUUACUGUACCUCAUGAAGUGAGCCUUUCACCUAACACACACACACAGCAGCUGUCCAUGUCCUGGUUGGGAGGAGACGCCGCAACCUUUGACGUCAUCAUUCUGAGAACUGAAUUUAAUGAAACAGUCUUCUAUGACACAGUGUCUGCAACAGUCAAUCCGAUGAGCGGCAGGCACCAGUGGAACUGGACCUCUGUUGAACCUCUGGAAUGUACGUCAUUGUCAAUCAAAAUCCGAUCAAGAGAUGGCCAGACAACAAGUGAAUGGAGCAACACUGAAAUACUGCAAGGAAAAGAUGUCCCCAGCGAAAUUAAUUUCCAGAUGUAUCCUCAGGACAGAAUCGUACCUGUAGGAACCAACACAACUUUCUGUUGCAUCGUGGAGGAGGGGACGGAGUUUGCUGGCAUGAACUACAGCAGCACAGUCAUGAAAGUGAAACGACUUAGUCGGCGAACUUAUGCCUCGACCGUGGUUAAUCAGAAAGCAUCUGGCAGGACGGGAACCAACGUUGUCUGUUCUUCAAAGUACAAGCAGUCACUGACUGGAGCAGUCGUGUUUGUUGGAUAUCCACCACAACCUACUGAUUUUGUGUGCGAGACUUACGACCUGGUUUCAGCGGUGUGCCGGUGGAAGGAAGGACGGAACACUUACCUACAUGGCAAACGAGUCACACGCUAUUCUGUGAACAAGAGGGACUGCCCUAAGGAAGGCUCAAACAAGUGUAGUUUUUCUCAGUGGGAUGGUAACUGGACUCUGGUGGCAGUUAAUCCUCUUGGCCAUUCCAGCCUCACUGACUCAGCUGAAAUUAGUCACAGAGUGUGUCCAGUAGCACCAGUUGAUCUGGGUGCUGUUGUUCAUGCCUGGGAUGCUACUGUAAUGUGGAAGUGGACGUAUAAAUACUCCCUGCCACUUGUCUGCCAGGUAGAACUAACCAACAGUGGAUACAACACAAAGCUUAUCUUCACCGGUGUGGGCCUCCAGUCUGUGGUUUUGUCAAACCUCCUCCCAUAUGAGGAUUAUGACCUUCAAGUCCGCUGUGGAGCCCAGAAGAAUUUUUGGAAGUGGGGAAACUGGAGCGAUGUUUUUACCUUCAGAACCAAAUCCUCAGCCCCAGAUGCUCCUGACGUCUGGAUGUGGAUGAACAGAGAUAAUACUGGGCUGGUUGUUUGGAAGCCUCUAACUCGACUACAAAGCCAUGGUCUGAUCAAGCGUUAUAAAGUUACUCUCUGUGACCCCAAAGAAGAGCAGACUUGCAUAAAGAGUUUACCACCAGGAACUUGCUCUGUACCAGUCAACCUCACACAACUGGCUUCCUUCAGGAGUGACAACAAGGUCGUAGCAACCGUCACUGCAGAGAAUGAUGCAGGGGUAUCUCAGCCUGCAAUCAUACGUCUACAUUUAACAGAUGUGGAACCCCCUACCUUGUCCAGAGCAGUUUAUACAGACAACAGUUUCCCUCUUGUCUGGCAGCAUCAGGCCAACGUCACAUGUAGUUAUGUGGUAGAAUGGCAUGAUGCCACGUGCUCCCAUGACUGCCAUGUGGAGUGGAUCAAAGUGGCUGCUGGAAGCACUAAUAUCACUGUUGAGUCAGACAACUUCCAGCCAGGCGUGAGAUACAAUUUUUCCCUCUACAGCUGCCCCUAUGAUUCACCGCAAAAAAAACAGUGCUGGCAGGGAUACAUGCAGGAGCUCACCCCCUCCAGGCCUGUUCCUCUAUCAGUCACUCAGGAGGGCUCCAGUGUUGUCCUCACCUGGGGCGAGAUUCCACUGGUUGACAGAAGAGGCUUCCUAUUGGGAUACAACGUUUACAGCAAUAAUGGUUUCAAGCUCACACUUCUUGCAAAUCUGUCAGACCCCGGAGCAAGGAAAUUCAAAGUACAGGGUCUCUCUGCUAGCUCCUAUAAAUUUACUGUUAAGGCGUACACAUCGGCAGGCGAGGACACGGGCAGCACAGUUUCCAUCAUGCUGGAGCGAAACAUAUAUCAACUGAUCCUGGAGAUGCUGCUUUCCUUGGGAGGCAUAAGCAUAUUCCUGAUUAUUGUUACCAUCAUUUGCUACAAGAAAAGAAAAUGGGUAAAAAAGGCGUUCUAUCCAGACAUACCUGAGCCCAAGCUGCCUGGUGAUUGGUCCAGGACACAGGGGCCUUUGAAUGUGAAGCCAUCCCACCAUAGUUUGGUCCAUAUUGUAGAAAGACCUGACCAGGAUUCUAAAGAGGCACUUGUUGUCAUUCCUGAACAAGAUGAGGAUGACGACGGGUAUGGAAUAGGAGAUGAGCCAGUUGACACAGAUGAGCCACAUUCAUUACGCUACUAUAACCACGUGGUUGAUGAGCGCCCCAUAAGGCCGCGUUUUCCAGACUCUUCCGCUUCAUCUUCAUCAUCUAUGGAUUCGGCGCACACUGAUGUGACAUACACAGGGAUCCAGACUUCAGGUACCUCUCUGGUCUUCCAGCUAGAUCCACAGGGCUCCUCUGAGGGCCACCAUCCUCAAGUUGAUCAAGGUGUCCACUGUGGGGCUGGAGGGGAUUACCAGCCUCAAAUGCACCCUAUGGCCUCGAAUAUUGACACCAGCUUAGCUUCUCCAGAUCCUUUCCUAGAGUCCCAAGCUUCUAAUUGUGGAGGGUACAAACCCCAGAACUCCUGGCAUCUGGACUCUCCCACAGAGGCUUGUGAAAGGAGCAGCCUGGCCCCCUCCCUUGGUUCACCCACCUCUGUUGCUUCCACUCAAUUUCUCCUCCCUGAUGGAGAGGAAUGUGGAGAAGAGAAACGACAGUUGUCAUCCGCAUCAACCUGGUUCACCAACCUGCUGUCUUCCACAAAACCUUGACAUUAUCUCUUUUUUUCAUAUGAGCAGCCAGGCUAUUGGGCUUAACAUAAACGUUAAUAUUCUUUUAUGGUGCCAGUGUCAUGUAUCAUCUACUCUGACCUAUAUGGUCUUUGUUAAUAUCCCCUCCAAGGUAGCACUGAAUUGUUGAACUUGCAUUUUGACAGCAGGUUGAAUAGUGCUGUUCAAGAUGUUCAUACCAAAAAUAUAUAGAGAUGUAUGUAAUUUUCUCUCUGUUUAUACUAAAUUUAUUGCAUCCUCUGGACACCUGAUGGUUGUUGGUUGUCUCCUCACUUCCUUUUAUUUGACAUCCACCCAUUGCAGUGUAUGACUUCUUUUUGUCCCCUGUUGGGGUUAUCUUGCCUGCUGACAGACGAAGAACCACUGAAAGCAUAUAUCACUUGCCUUUAAAAUUUAGUUUAAAGGUAUGACCUUGGUAGCUCCCAUCCUUACCGACACAACUUUACUUAAGUUACUGCCUGAAGAGUGAGAUGUUAAUUGAAAGAUGCACUUAUGACAGAGAUCACUUAAUGUUUUAAACAGAGUGGUGCUUUCUACUAUGUCUGGAAAUACGUGGGUGUUGAAUAUACACUAAUAUAAGCUAGAACAUCAAUACAAACUGAUGUAAUUUAAUGAACAAAUAGACUUGUUACUUUUAAGUGUUUUCGUUUUGUCUUCCUGAAUCCGCACAGUUUAUUUUUUGUUCUGCUUUGCUUGUUUAGAGAUACAUUUCACAGUCAGGCCAGUGUCUCUUUUUUAAGCUGUGCUGUGCAUUAUCAAAAGGAUGAUUGGUAUUUUUAUUUAAUAGAAAAACCUUAUGCAGGGGUAGUUAGAAUGAUUUAUUUGCCUUGACAAUGUAAAACUUCUGACGAUUUUUCACAAUAUAACCUUUCACUACCUUAGACACAAUUGUUUGUUAAAAAUAUUUUGCCUUAAUGCAAUUUAGGACAGAACCAAAACAUUUACACAUUUAGUUUUAACUGGAAUCUGGUUUACUGAGUAUAUCAUCAUUUUUAAUGCAUUUUUGUGUUAAGUAUUUGUUUGCUUCAUUUUUAAGAAUGCAGAGUCUGGCAGAAAGAUAUUUGAUGUUGGAGAUUUGAGUCUACAUUACAUUUUCAGUUUUUCAAUGCAACUGGCAUAUUUCUCGAUUUACAGUUGGUAAAGGGACCAAAGGGGGCAGCAUCUAUUGUGAAACAAGUUUCCAAAUAUAGUAAUCAUUUACCUUUCAUUGACAAAAUGUGUGGCAAAUUAUUUUGGUCAGUUAACAGUAUUUGAGCCUCUCUUAUCUCUUAGAUACUCCACGUGUUUAAGGAGGCAUCUUUGUUGAGGCUUUUUUGCAUACAUGGCAAAGUUUAUCCUACUAUGGGCUUAUUUCAGUUGAAUAUGAAUUAUGUUUCAUCAUUUGGCCGGGGCUUACCUGUAUUGCAAGACUUUGAUAUGUCUGGGUUUUUUUUUAAUUUUUCUUUCUUUUUGUGCCUCCAGCAAACAAGCUGUACGUAGAACUACUGUGAUAUGAAAAGGGAGUUACUAUUUGCUAUUAAGGUAGUGUCUCCGGAUUAAAAAGAGUUGGGCAGUCAUUGCUUUUUGACAACAUAUAUAUAUAUAUAUAUAUAUAUAUAUAUAUAUAUAUAUAUAUAUAUAUAUAUAUAUAUAUAUAUAUAUAUAUAUAUAUAUAUAUAUAGUCCCUUUUUAAGCCUUGUUAAGCAGAAACUAAUUUUAACAUGUUUAAUGGGGGUAAGCUUUAACUUGCACCCAUUAAAUUGUGUAAAUCGAGACCACUGGCAUUAGAUGAAAUUGGUCAUUGCUUCAAGGAAGUUAUAAAGGGUGCAUAUAUAUUUUAAAUUUGUCUAAAUAUGGCUGCAGAUUGUUUUUCCUUUAAAGUGCAGUUUGUUAACAAGCAUGACUUUGAAGAUUGUUACUGGAUUUAUGUUGAUUUCUGUCAACAAAAUGGCACCUUUUUCAUUUCCUCUAAAUAGUUUUUUAUGCAACUAACUGUACAUAAUUGUAAUGUUCUUAUUUCCUUCUCAUAAUAUAAAAAAUUACAAAGUUUUACCAUAGAUUGGAUUCUAUUCUUUAUGACACUGACUAACCAAUUUUAUUGAGAGAAAUAAUGCAAAUAUUUGUGUACUGCCUUGUUAAAAUGUGUGUUUGGUUUGUGCUGAAACCUGUAAAAAAAUAAUUUCUGAGAAAUCAUGUAUGCUAUAUUAUAAAUGUGUGUCUUGAGCCUUCUUUGUAUCACUAGCCUAUCACAGCUGUAUUAGUUUGUCAGAAACAGUGUAAGCAAGGCCAAAGUACUCACUAUGUGUGCAGUUUAUUUCUUUUAUCCAUUGUCUAUUCAGAUUUUUAAUCGGAGCCAAUAAAAUCUUUGCCAAACAGGAUCGAGGGUACACUUGCCUCACACAUUUCUGUCUCUGGCCCAAGAUAUUUCUGUGAAAUCUAGUGUUAGCUUUCACCCCAAUACCAUGAUUAUAAACUGUUAAAGUCUUGAUUAUGUUACACUACAGUUUUAAAACACUAAUGCUGACUAAAUGCCUUGCAUGUUAAAAUAACUAUGUGCAUCUGAAAAAGGCUUCUUCUAUAUUUUUCUCUGUAAUUGCUGUAAAAUCUACAAUAUUUGCAAAAUAUUUUGUUAUUAAAUAAAUCAUGACUGAGUUGCCUCAGAGAAUGCUGUUAAUAACAAAUAAAUAUACUUUCUUAAAGCCAAUAAAGUGAUUGUUGUGGCCAUUCA